AUGCUUCUGUGUCGUACUAAUUGGUUUGCCAAUACACUGGCCCCCAACACUAAUGUACCAAUUAUUGUGAUCAUGGUACUAGUGGCAAUGGGCACGGCAAGUAAGAAUCCUCCUUUAAAAGCAUUUCUAAGCCAUCAGUUAGUUGAGCAUAAAACUUACGUUUACAAGGAUGAUUGCCAAGCUGCUGCUGGUGUAAAACAUAAGCGAUGGGAGUUAAUUAUUUCAUCUUUUGGUCUGGCAUCCGCUUUUACUACUUUGAAAACCCAACUGGAAGCCCUCUUACCAUUGUGGUUGGACAAAGCUGCUAUUUUAGAUUCUUCACUUCUCUUAGAAGAACAGGUGCAAGGAGGAAGACUUUGCUCGGCAAGAGAUGUGAAACGAGUAAAGCAACUAUUUACUUUGAUCCCCUUGUGGACAACACUCCUUGGAUUUGGUCUGGUACUGGCAACGGGGAGCACUUUCUUUGUUAAGCAAAGUGACAAACUUGAUGAAGUUGUGCCCAUAAAUGCUUUCUUUCUAGUUCAGGAUCCUGUUACUCCUAAAUGCGAGUGGAAGGGUAUGGUGAAUAAGGCUUCGAUUGAAAGGUCGAGUGGUGUUGAGUAG
Messenger RNA from Dovyalis caffra, 603 nucleotides. The record is from the annotation of a GenBank genome assembly. Lineage: Eukaryota; Viridiplantae; Streptophyta; Magnoliopsida; Malpighiales; Salicaceae.